AUGCAAUCUGGACAAAUUAUUUUUAACAGAUCAUCGGAAGAUCAUGAUGAUGUUUGGGACGACACUGAAUUAAUACAAGCAUACGAUCGUGCAUCAAAAUAUGUACAGAACAAGUUAAAACAAGAUACUCCAAGAAAAGUAAACAAACGAGUAAAAGAUAGUCAAAAUAAACGAUGUCGAGUAAAUGAAGAGAAAAAACAGACUAAUCAACAAGAACAACAGCAAAACGAUAUUCUUCCACCAUCACCUAUUCAUCCCUUACCAUUUUGUGAUCUCAAAGUACCCAAAAAUGAAAAUGAUGCAUUAAACUCAAUGUUAAUGUCUUGGUAUAUGGCUGGAUAUCAUGCUGGUUUAUUAGCAGCAUCUAAACAAAAUGAGUUGAAAUCUGAUUCAUUAAAAACAAUUCAACUCUUUGAUGUCAAAAUUCAUUUUAAAACACUAUUUAUUUGUGUUUUAGAUUUUUUUUAUGCUAUGGGUAAAAAGUGUAAACAACAACGACGUGAAAUUCGUGCAGCUGAAUCCAAAGCAUAUGCUGAACAAGAACGUUUAUUAAAACAAGAACUCGUCGAAGAAAAUGAAGAAAAAGAAAAGGAAAUUGAACGCAAUAAACAACUGAUCAAUGAGACACAAGCAAAAUCAAAUGAACCAUCCAUAGAUCCAGAAAUUAAUGAAAAUUCAAUAUCUAGACAGAAUACUGAAAAGAAAGAAAUUUCUCUUGAUAAACUAAAUGAUACAUUGUCAGAUACCGAUUCCGGCCAUGGUAGUGUCAGUACAUCCACCUGUUCACUAACACCUCUGAAUACGUCCCCCAAAAUAAAUAAACAGGAAAAACACCAAUCACUACUUCUAUCAACAACAAUAGCUAGCACCAAAUUCGACCAAAUGUCUCAUGUUAAAGGAUUAGUAAAUAUUGGAAACACAUGUUUUUUUAACGUUGUUAUUCAAGCUCUUGCUCAUACUCCUUUAUUUGUAAACGAAUUACGCAAUUUUGCCAACGAAUGGAAAUCUGACAUAGUAAUGCUCGAUACAUAUCCAACAAGUAUGACAGCGCAACUUGUUCAAUUAUUCGAUGAAUUUUCAUCAGACUCAAAAAAAACAAUUAAUCCAAAGCAGUUGUUUAAUAAUCUAAUGCAAAAAAUUCCUGUUUAUAAAGGGUAUCAUCAACAUGAUAGUCAUGAACUGUUUAUGAAUUUGAUGUUAUUACUUAAAACAGAAGAAACUCAGUUAAGAAAACGUCAAUCAUUUUCAAACUUAUUCCAUAACAAGUCAGAAGAUACACUAAAAAUGUUUUGUUUGAUUGGAUGUAGUGGUCCUUAUGUAACAAUUGAUUCCUUGUUUGGUGGUCAUCUACUCGAUGUAAUCACCUGUAAAAAGUGUGAAAAGAUGUAUGAAAUUCCAAGAAAAAAAAGACAACAUCAAUAUGAAACACGAAAUAAUAACAAAGAAAAACCAUUAUCAAAAAAACAACAGAAAGAACUAGCAAAAAGGCAAAAAAAGAAUGCAAGAAAAACGACACAAGUACUAAAAGUAAAAAGUCGAAAACCUCUCCAAGCUCAACUACCGGAGACAAAAACAAAUUUAGACCAAAUGACAAAAAGUGAUAGCGUUGAAGAUUCGGGCAAUGAUGAAACAGGUGAAACAACUACAAACGAUGAAAAUGUGGAUACAGCAAAAAACGACAAAAUUGAAACAGCUGAUGACGAAAUAGAAACGAAAAGUGAUAUACAAGAAGACAACGAUCAAGAAGAAAAAGAGAUAGAAGAAGAAGAUAGUGAAAUAUUAGAAAAACCAGAAUCAUCUUCGAUAACUGAUGAUAAAACUUGUGUGCUAGAAUCACACGACGAAACAUUUGAGUUAGUUGACAUGAUAUCAAAUUUAACAUUAAUUAGUUUUAAACAAGAAUCAUCACCAAGUAAACCGUUACCAUUUGUAAAUGAUACGGAUGCACAACGAUUUCUUUUAUGUGGAAAUGCCCGCGAACAAGAAACAACGGAAAAAAAUACGGAUGAAAUCGAUUCAUUAGAACGUUGUUUUCAACGUCAUCUCGAAAAAGAAAAGUUAUCGAAAGAUAAUUUAUUCGAUUGUUAUCAUUGUCGAUCAUUGACCAAAGAUCAAUCAAAAGUAUUAACUGAAGCUGUUCGUCAAAGUGCAUUUCUUCAAUUACCACCAAUUUUACCCAUAUUUCUCAAACGAUUUCAAUUUUAUGACUCAUAUAGUGAUAAAAUUCAAACACAUAUUCGUUUCGAUAUUCAACUUGAUUUAACGCAUUAUUGCUCAUCACUAGCACUUUCUGUGUAUUGUCGACCUAUCUAUCGAUUGUAUGCUGUUAUUGAACAUUCUGGAUCAUUAAAAAAUGGACAUUAUAUUGUCUAUAUUAAACAUCAACAACAUACUCUAAAUAAAUUACAUCAAUAUCGAUCGAAACCAAUCGAAAAGUUAAUUGAACAAUUACAAACACAUAAUGAUAAUUGUGUAGAAGAAAAAGAGCAAUUGGAAAAAAUUUCUGAUCAAUCGUGUUUUUGGUAUCAUCUAAGUGAUUCAUCUAUACAUAAAGUACCUGAAAGUAAAGUAUUAGAAGCACAAGCAUACGUUUUAUUUUAUCAGAGGAUCUAG
Didymodactylos carnosus is the source of this 2613-nucleotide messenger RNA. The record is from the annotation of a GenBank genome assembly. Lineage: Eukaryota; Metazoa; Rotifera; Eurotatoria; Philodinida; Philodinidae.